Molecule: messenger RNA, 1009 nt
Organism: Effrenium voratum
Lineage: Eukaryota; Dinophyceae; Suessiales; Symbiodiniaceae
Source: the annotation of a GenBank genome assembly
GCUCAGAUCGGUGACGCCCUUUGCGCGAAUUCGGAAUUCGCGGUAUGGCUGGUGUUGCGAUGGCCAUACUUUCGGGACUCGCCAUGUGUUUGCUGUGUUCGCUGCAGGGAUGUGGCGGGAGCAGCGUGGUACAUGCUCCCCAAGCCCCUCGCUCCAGUGAUUACAAACGCCAGGCCCAGAUGAAACUUGAGCUUCAGGAUCUAAGAGAGCAAGUGAAAGGGGUACGGCAGCAAAAUGAUCUCGUCAAGGAUCUCAAGUGCAAGGUGCAGGAGCUCGAGAGAAAGGAAGAGGAGCGGAAGGCAUUUGAAGAAGACCUUCGCCGGCGUGAAGAAGAGGCUCAAAACUAUCCAGCACCUGCGUUUUUGAUUGCUUCCAAUUACUUGGAGUACAUAAACAUUGCCAUCACUGGUGGGUCUGGGACGGGCAAGUCUCAUUUGCACAACACCUUGCGGAGAGUGAAGCGGCAGGAUGCCAGUUGGGCACCUGUGGGGGUGAUCGAGACAACCAAGGCACCAACUAUGUACAACUUCCCAGGGCUGCCUGCCCGGUUCUGGGAUUUGCCCGGUGCAGGCACGCCAACCUUUCCACUUGAGAGCUACACCAAAACAGUGGGCUUGCGGCACUUUGAUGUCGUGCUGGUUGUGUGUGCCGAGCGCUUCACGGAGAUCGACGUGCGAAUCAUGAAGGAGCUUGAUGGGCAUGGCGUGCCUUACUUCCCUAUCCGCCAGAAGGUCGGCGAGGCACUGCGCAACAACCUGCAUGUGAAUGGCAUCGAUGAAGACCAGACGAAGCAGGAGAUCGUUGAUUAUUUGACGAAGCAAGGUAUACAGCAAGCUUAUCUUGUCGACUCUUUCGAGCCAGACAAGCACGACUUGCCCAAGUUGCGAAGGGAGGUCUCAGCGACCAUCGCCAAGAAUCGCGGCAUGGGUGGCGCAGAGAGCUUUGCAGAGCUAUAGGAGUGCACAGAACUCGAGGUUUAAGCAGGUGUUCGGAAAUAGUUGAUCGGUUU